Molecule: messenger RNA, 615 nt
Organism: Pteronotus mesoamericanus
Lineage: Eukaryota; Metazoa; Chordata; Mammalia; Chiroptera; Mormoopidae
Product: actin nucleation-promoting factor WAS-like
Exons: 3
Coding region: 1-384 (127 amino acids)
Source: RefSeq, a predicted model, not a curated record
AUGUUUAUGGGUCACUUAAGGGCCGCUGGCGGGACACCCCGCCGCCAAGGGGAAGCGGGGAUGCCUCGGCUCCACCAUUCAAGCAACGGCGGCGGAGGCGGAGGAGGAGGAGGAGGAAACAACAACUCUCAGGCAGCGGCUACGGCAGCCGCCGCCUCCGCCGUGGAUCCCUCCGCUGCAGAAAAGAGUCCUCCACCUUCGCGGUCCCGGGCUCGGCCCCGUCCUCGGCCGGUGCCCCCGCCCCCUGGAGCAAAAAAAGGAGUGCCUCCAGCCCUGCGACCCCAGCGCCCCAGUACUCGGCGCAGUGAGACCCCUGCCCCCUCCUCCAAUGCUGAAGAUUGUUUCCUCAAGCCUUGUACCCGCCUAGCUCCUAAACAUUCCUAGUGGGAAAUCUUGCUGCAACUGCCUUGGGCUGCACUGCAAGACUGCAUCGGGGUGAUACCCUAUACUAAAACAUCCAGAAAUCAUCAUACAUAUGAUGAAGAAGAAAAAAAGAAUAAACCUCCUUGGAAUAGUACGAUGUAAAAAUUGCCUUUUGUAGCAGUUAAAAAAGAGAAGUUACCAUGACUUGUCCCAUUGCAGCAUAAUUAUCAGAGAAACUUAUUUAUUGAAAUG